AUGGAGUUCGGACCAAUUUGCAUCUGCUACAAAGCGCUGCAAAUUCGAAUAAAAGUAUGGCUCCAUUUCAACCUACGCACCGAUGGUCUCGACUGUGGCGACGACGCGGCUGAAUUCUUCUCAAAAGCGAUUGACGAACCAGAUGUUCGUCUUCUUAUGUAUGUAGAUGGCCUGUUCACCGAAAGGACGUGUGUUACACAUCCUGACUGGUGGAACAAUAAUGUCCCUAAGAGGAAAGACAAUUGCGCCUACGCAGACCUAGCACCGUACAUGAUCACCACACAAGCGUUCUCUAGACGAACUCAAUACUAA
Cooperia oncophora is the source of this 312-nucleotide messenger RNA. The record is from the annotation of a GenBank genome assembly. Lineage: Eukaryota; Metazoa; Nematoda; Chromadorea; Rhabditida; Trichostrongylidae.